CCCUUCAGCCCGAGCUAUGUCGAGUUCCUCAACAAGAAGCUCGCCACCCUGACCCCGCAGCAGGUCCUCGAGUGGGCCAUCGUCAGCAUCCCCAACCUGUACCAAACCACCGCCUUUGGCCUCACCGGCUCGGUUGUUGUCGACAUGAUCUCCAAAAUCAGCUCGGCGCACUCCUCGGCCGUCCCGCUGCAGGACGCCCAGAAGCCCAACCACCUUGUGCCGCUUGUCUUCAUCGACACCCUCUACCACUUCAAGGAGACUGUCGACCUCGCCAACCGCGUUGCUGAGCACUACGGCGCCGACAUCCACGUCUACCGGCCCGAGGGCACCGACACCGUCGAGGAGUUCGAGAAGGUCCACGGCGAGAAGCUGUGGGAGACCCAGGCGUCUGCUUAUGACUAUCUCGUCAAGGUCGAGCCUGCCCGACGCGCCUAUGCCGAGCUGAAUGUCCAGGCCGUCAUCACCGGCCGCCGCAGGAGCCAGGGCGGCGACCGUGCCCAGAUCCCCAUCCUUGAGAUUGACGACACAGCAUCGCCUCCGCUCCUCAAGCUCAACCCCCUCGCCAGCUGGGACUUCAAGGCCGUCUGGGACUACAUCACCGAGAACAAGGUCCCCUACAACCCUCUCGUCGACCAGGGCUACAAGUCCAUCGGCGACUGGCACUCGACCCAGAUCCCCAAGGAGGGCGAGAGCGAGCGCGAGGGCCGGUGGCGCAACCAGAACAAGACCGAGUGCGGACUUCACAAGAACUACUUCCAGAUGCGAGCGGCCUACCUCGCGGCCAAGAAGAGAAAGCUGGAG
Messenger RNA from Polychytrium aggregatum, 801 nucleotides. Its product is annotated as phosphoadenosine phosphosulfate reductase. The transcript has 3 exons. NCBI's taxonomy places the organism in Eukaryota, Fungi, Chytridiomycota, Chytridiomycetes, Polychytriales. The annotation marks the transcript as partial. The record is from RefSeq and is a predicted model, not a curated record. Gene Ontology annotation, cellular component: cytoplasm. Gene Ontology annotation, molecular function: phosphoadenylyl-sulfate reductase (thioredoxin) activity.